This is a messenger RNA of Triticum urartu, 974 nucleotides long. RefSeq names its product auxin-responsive protein SAUR72. NCBI's taxonomy places the organism in Eukaryota, Viridiplantae, Streptophyta, Magnoliopsida, Poales, Poaceae. The record is from RefSeq and is a predicted model, not a curated record. Gene Ontology annotation, biological process: response to auxin.
AAACGCCUUGUUUCCUCUCACUCACCUCUAGUCUCAUCCCUCGCCAAGAACCCGCCUCCGCUUCCAAGAGUCUCGAGGUCUCCGCCGUCGACCGAAGCAGCAACAACAUGAAGCGCUUGCUGAGCCGGCUCUCCCGCGUGGCCGCCGCCGACGCCUGCGCAGCCGCCGCGUACCAGCCGCUCCGGCCCGACGCUGCGGCCAAGGGCUCCUCCGCAGUCUCCUCUCCCUCGUCCUCAUUCUUCGGCGCGCGAAGGCUCAGCAGAGGCGCGCGGGUGCCGCAGGGGCACGUGCCGGUGUGCGUCGGCGAGGAGGGCGGCCCCGUGGAGCGCUUCGCCGUGCGCGCCGAGCUCCUGGGCCAGCCGGCGUUCAAGGCCCUGCUCUGGCGCUCCGCGCAGGAGUACGGCUACGGUCACCCAGGAGCGCUCCGCAUCCCCUGCGCCGUGGCCAACUUCCGCCGCCUCCUCCUCGGCCUCUCCGACCCCGGCUGCCAGGCCACCGACGACGACGAUGCCGCGCUCUACUAUUAGCCUAGCACUUCCCCGUUUCACCCUCCUCGUUCGGCUGCCAUGGAGUGGAGGGCGUGAUUGGAAAUUUGCCCCCUGGCGAAGGCAAAUCGGUGAACCAGCAGAGCCAAUUGCCAGCUGCUGCGUGCUGACCAAUCUACCCCUGCGUGGAUGCUGUACAUAAGAGGCCACACCUGGUUGGUGGAGGGUAGAAUAGGGAUUCCGCCAUAUUUUCUACUGCAGCUCAACAAUUUUAGUACCUGCUGUCUUGUGGGAAGUAGGGCUGUAGUAAUUUCUUUUUCUUCAUCUUCUUUUUGGUGUUCUUGUAGGUAGCUCUAGAUCAAGCUCUGGUAACUGCAAUUAAUGGAGCUUCUUCUUCCUCUUCUUUUGGUAGGGAUUUUGAGGUCAUGACAAACACAUCAUGUAAGCCGCAAGGUUCGCCUUAUGUGAGUGAAAUGGAUGAUUUUGCUA